GAUUUACAUAAGAUUGACGUGUCGAUGGUUGGCCAAAGGAAUGCGACAGACCCACACAGCGCAGUAGGGCUGCACGUCGCAGGUGUCCUCUCGCCCACGCCCAACACCAUCCAAAUCAUCCUCUCCACCGCACACCCCGCAAAAUUUUCUGAGGCGGUGACUCUGACGAGCGCGCUGGAUGGCGUGUCAGGGUUCGACUUUGACUCAGUACUCCCUGAAGCCUUCAAGACGCUGCUAACGAUGGAGCGCCGCAUGAUAGAGGUUGAAAGACCUGAUACGGAGCUUGUGAAGGGUGUCGUGGAACAGUUUGCGGUUAUGUGAGUGUUUGAUAGCGUAGGGUGUCCUGAGAGUGAGGGAUCAAAAACAAUGCUUGUUGUGUAAAAGAAAGGUCCACUUAGAUGGGGGUCUUGUAUACCAGUGAU
Molecule: messenger RNA, 422 nt
Organism: Suillus subaureus
Lineage: Eukaryota; Fungi; Basidiomycota; Agaricomycetes; Boletales; Suillaceae
Exons: 1
Coding region: 25-321 (98 amino acids)
Biological process (GO): L-threonine biosynthetic process
Molecular function (GO): threonine synthase activity
Source: RefSeq, a predicted model, not a curated record